Molecule: messenger RNA, 1098 nt
Organism: Clunio marinus
Lineage: Eukaryota; Metazoa; Arthropoda; Insecta; Diptera; Chironomidae
Source: the annotation of a GenBank genome assembly
AUGCAGUCACGUUUUCUCAAUAACUUAUCAUCAUUUAAGAUAUCUAAGAGUAUAGAAAAGAAGCGAGAAAAAAGUUUACGACAACAUUCCGUUAUUUUGCUUUUUUUCCAAGAAAUCGCGUUGAAAUUUUUAAGACACCAGUUAAAAAUGUUAAGAAAAUAUUUCAUUUUAUUUUCGCUGUUAAUGGUCAGCUAUGCAAAUCCUGUUGUCGAAACUAACAGCACUGACGAUAAUAAGCGAACAGCUGGUCUAACGACAUAUGAUCAGAGACAAACUGGGAAAUACAAUGUACAUGUUAACAUAAAAGAUGUGCAAUUCUUUAGCUUAAGUGAUUCUCUUGCUUCAAUUGGUGGAGAUUAUCCUGAGUAUGAUGAUUAUGCUGACAUUGAUCUCUUCGGAAGCACAGAUACAGACUACGAUUCAUCACAUCUAACUGUUAAUCCAGUUUUUGCCUUUCUUGGAUCAAAGCCGACAACCGCUAAACCUUUAACAACAAAAGCAUCGACAGAAAAGGCUCCAGAAACAUCAUCAGAAUCUUUAUUAGCAUCAACAACUGAAAAAGUGACAAUUACAGAAGAAGCAGUUAACAAACCAGAAUCUGAAAGUGAAGCUGAGAAGGAAAACCCGGCUUCUAAUGACGACACCAAGCCUGUAAAAGAAACAACAAUUGAAUACGAAGAAAUUCCCGUUGAAGUGCAAUAUUUCCGAACACAGCAAAAAUCUCCAUCAAAUCGUCGUCAAGUUGUUGCAUCAUCACAACGUUUCCAUAAACGACCAUCAGUACAAAUAAUUGACGAACAUGGACAGAUUAAAAGUGUUAAAGUUCAUGACAUUGAACAUCCAACAGUGAGAAUCUGUAAUCGUGGGGAAUACAGAGACGGUGCUCGCUGUCGCCAAAAGCCGCGAUCAAGACGUGGCGUCCCGGGAUUACGUCGUCUGUUCAAUUUAUUCUCAUCAUUCAAGGCUGGAAAAAACUGACCAUGAUUUCGUCCGACUAUGAUGGAAAAAUCAACCACAAUUGACAAGUACAUCAAAGAAGAAAUUACAUUUAUGAGACUAAUCAUGAAACUGUAAUAAAAAUCAAAUUAAGAUUUCGAA